This is a messenger RNA of Camellia sinensis, 852 nucleotides long. The record is from RefSeq and is a predicted model, not a curated record. NCBI's taxonomy places the organism in Eukaryota, Viridiplantae, Streptophyta, Magnoliopsida, Ericales, Theaceae.
AUGGAUCAUUUUGAUUUCUCUUCAACAUCAAAUACCUUAGUGGCCAGUUUGGUUAAAGGGAUAACCAUUGGGUUCAAUGGCAUUAACAUUUCCCAUCUCCAGUUUGCAGAUGACACAAUUAUUUUCUGUGAAGCCGAAUUGAAUUGUACCUGCCAGAAGCUCCCUCUAAAGUAUCUUGGAAUGCUAUUAGGGGCCAACCCAUCAAGAAGAGGAACAUGGAAACCUGUGGUGGAGAAAUUUAAGAAAAAACUAAUAGGUUGGAAAAGGAGAUUGCCUGGAUGUGUGGGAAAAGAGAUUGAUAAGAUUCAACAAGCUCUCUUGUGUGGAGACUUUGAUGUGAAAAAGAAAGUCCACUUGGUGAAAUGGAAGGAUUUAACCAAGGAUAAAAGGCAAGGAGGGUUGGGGAUUAGAAACUUAAGAGUUGUGAACAAUAGCUUGCUUGCUAAGUGGUGGUGGAGAUUUGGGAUGGAAGACAACUCAUUAUGGAAACAAUUCAUCUACAGUAAGUACAAGUCAGAGAACGGUAGAUGGUUUCUUUUUCAUGUGGAGUGGUCUAGGGCUAGAAAUCAGAACAACUGGGCAUUCAACUUCAAAAGACCCUUAUUGGCAUGGAAGGAAAAUGAACUACAGAGACUUCAUGAUGUUCUAGGAAAGGGUUCUGAAUUGAGAUUGGAAUCUAAUGAUAGUGUUUUGUGGAAAGCUAAUCUUACAGGUAUUUUCAGUGUUAAAUGCGCUGUUAACUGGAGUGAAUCAUCAAAUGGACCUGCUCUAAAACUUUCUGACUUGAUUUGGCACAAUCCUCUCCACCUAAAGCCCAAUUUUUCUCUUGGUUGGUCUGGAAAGAGAGGUUAA